This is a messenger RNA of Miscanthus lutarioriparius, 1680 nucleotides long. NCBI's taxonomy places the organism in Eukaryota, Viridiplantae, Streptophyta, Magnoliopsida, Poales, Poaceae. The record is from the annotation of a GenBank genome assembly.
AUGGCCAAGAAGAGUAGGCUCCUCCUCGCGCACAAGCUCUUCUCCGCCAUGCUCUCCCUCCUCCACGGCCGCCGCCCGCCUCCUCACUACUCCAGCACCAGCAGGUCCACCACCACGGACCCCGCCUCUUCCCCUGCCGUGCACCGCGGCGCCGUCCCUCCGUCGACGCUGGACGCCGCCGCCGCGCUCGUCGUCGACGUCGACACCGCGCUGCUGCGGUCGGGCGGCGACCUGUUCCCGUACUUCAUGCUCGUCGCGCUCGAGGCCGGCGGCUUCCUGCGCGGGCUGCUGCUGCUCCUGCUGUGCCCGCUCAUCCGCCUCCUCAUGCCCCGCGGCGCGGCCGUCAGGGCCAUGGCGGCGGUGUCGUUCUGCGGCCUGCGCGCUGGAGGCCGGUUCCGUGCCGGCCGCGCCGUGCUGCCCAAGUGGCUCAUGGAGGACGUGGCGGCGGAAGCGUUCGAGGAGGUGCGCGCCGCCGGGAGCAGGGCCGUGUGCGUCACGGCCAUGCCUAGGGUCAUGGUGGACGGGUUCCUCCGUGAGUACCUCGGCGUGGAGGUGGUGGUUGCUAGGGAGAUGAAGGUGCUGUGGGGGUUUUACACCGGGCUCAUGGAGGAGCUGCCGGAGGGUGGUGAGAUGGUGAUGAAGGCGGCGCUGGCGGCGCCGCCGGCAGCGGAGGAGGAGAGUGGUGACAAGGCGGUCGUGGGGUUCUCUGGGUCAAUGGAGUUUCUUAGCCAUCCACUGGCACGUUGCUGCAAGGAGAUCUUCGUGGUGAGCGCCGACGAGAAGAGCAGGUGGCGGCCGCUGGCGCGGGACAAGUACCCGAAGCCGAUGGUGUUCCACGACGGUCGCCUGGCGUUCCGACCAACAGCCGCCGACACGGCGGCCAUGUUCGCGUGGCUGCCGCUGGGCGUCGCCCUGGGCGCCGCGCGUCUCGCCGUGGCGCUGACCGUGCCGUACAGGUACUCGACGCCGAUCCUGGCGGCGACGGGCAUGUCGUGGCGGCUCAAGGGCUCCCGCCCGGCGCUGCCGGGCGGCGGGCGCGGGCAGCUGUUCGUGUGCAACCACCGGACGCUGAUCGACCCGGUGUACGUGUCGGUGGCGCUGGACCGGCAGGUGCGCGCCGUGUCCUACAGCCUGAGCCGGCUGUCGGAGCUCAUCUCGCCCAUUGGCCGCACCGUGCGCCUCACGCGGGACCGGGACAGCGACGGCGCCGUCAUGGCGCGGCUCCUCGACCGCGGCAACCUCGUCGUCGUCUGCCCCGAGGGCACCACGUGCCGGGAACCUUACCUGCUGCGGUUCAGCCCGCUGUUCGCCGAGCUCAGCGACGACGUCGUCCCCGUCGGGAUCGCCGUCGAGACGUCCAUGUUCUACGCCACCACCGCCGGCGGGCUCAAGUGCUUCGACCCGCUCUACUACAUGGUGAACCCCAGGAUGUGCUACACCGUGCAGUUCCUGGACAAGGUGGACACCAGCGCCGUCAGGAGCAGGGCCGCGCCCAGCACCGAGAUGGCCAACCUCGUGCAGAGGAAGAUGGGGGACGCGCUCGGCUACGGAUGCACCAUGCUCACCAGGAAGGACAAGUAUCUCAUGCUCGCUGGCAACGACGGCAUCGUCCGAUCAACCGGCGACAAGUCGGCGCCUUCUGUCGCUGCUGGCGCCGAACCAGGGAGGAAGAACAACUAA